This is a messenger RNA of Tetrahymena thermophila SB210, 1728 nucleotides long. RefSeq lists its product as hypothetical. The transcript has 2 exons. The record is from RefSeq and is a predicted model, not a curated record. Lineage: Eukaryota; Ciliophora; Oligohymenophorea; Hymenostomatida; Tetrahymenidae.
GAUUUUAUUUUACAAACUAAAGUGAAAUAAGCAACUAAUUAUUUAGAUAUUUACCAAAUUAUGAUUUAUUCAAAUAAUUCAGCCAUUUAAAAUUCAUAGCACUAAACUAGGUCAAUUUAGCUAUUAAGUGGCCAGUAAAAUUUGAAGUAAUCGAAUUCACAAUAUUAAAAGCACUUCGUUUAUCGCUCAUAGAGUGGUUAAAACAUAGGAUCACAUAUGGUUUAAUAAUAGGGAGUUUAGAUUUAAGAAAUAGCCUAGUAGCAAUAAUUUGCUUAACAGCCACAUAAAAUUCAGUAUCAACAUGGUGCUAGUGCAAGUUUUUUUGGAAAUUAAAAUUAAAUAAUUUCUAGAAGUGUAAAUGGACCUAUUAGUUCUUUAUAGCAACAAAUGACAAAUAGUUUACAUAACACUACAAAAGAAAACAAUAAUUAAGUUCCUAUUGUAUAAAAUAUGGGAAAUUUCAAUUAUUAACAGUAGAAUCAAUUACACAUUUAGUAUAAAGAAGGGAGAACUCCUGCUUAAAUGGAUUAAAAAAAUAAAAUUCAUAAUUACAAUUCAAGUAAUUAGAGUAUUUCAUAAUCUAAACAAGCUACUGCUUAGCUUUAGCCAAUAAAUAGAUAAGAAUAAUCAUAAAUUUAAAAAUAAGGUUCUGUUAUUAUUAGGAACAACUAGUCUUUUUCCUCAUAAAAUUUAGUUAAUACAGAUAGAGAUUAUAAUGAAGUGUUUAGAAGAGAGUAGUCUUCUUCUUUUUAUGAUAAGAUAGAUCCAUUGUAAUAAUAAUACUAAAGUCAUGCCUUACAAGAAAAAAACUUAAUAUUAUCUUAGAAUUCUCUACAAAAUAAAAUUAUUGAAAAUAAUCAACUUAACUCUCAUAAUUUUCCUUAGUAAAAUAUAGUAAAGCAAAUUCCAUAAAUAAUUACUUCUCAAGACCACAUUUUCUCAGCAAAAUCUAUUAAUUAGCUCACACCAUUAUCUAAUAAUGAUAAAGUUAUAGAUUUUUAGCAGUAUUAAACUAUAGAAAAAUAAUAUCAAGGAUUUAUUCCAAUAUCUACUUCAUCUCCUUAAGUGUAAAAUAACCACUUAAAAUUUUCAUAGUAAUUAGUAGGUUCUCAAAAUCAAUUAUCUUAUUCUACUUAUAUACAAUAAAAUUACUCUAAUUAAGAUGUAAAUAACUAUAUAAAGCUAGAUAAUACCAUUUAAAAAGUAGGACUUAGAGAAAUUUCUCCUUAUGAUAAACUCAUUUAAGCAAGACGAAGCUCUAAAGAUGAAGACUCUUUUAACCAAAAUAAAUCCUUUUAAAGUGUUAAAUACAAAACAUCUUAAAUAGAGUCAAUUAAAGAAGAAAACAUCAUAACUACUCCAAGAAAGCAAGCAUAUGUAUACAGCAAUGAAAUUUCAGUAGUAAGCGAUAUAAAAAGCACAAAUGAAACAGAUGUCCGUGAUAAAGCUUUUUCAUAAUAAAAAAUCUAAAAUAUUGUGAUUAACUCACCUAAUUACAUUCAAUAAAACUCUUACACACAGCUUUCACCUAAAUCAAAGCUGCAAGUUAAAGAAAAAGUCUAUGGCAAUGAAGAUUUGUGUAAUUAUUAUCCAGUGACUCAUAUUAAACAAGAAGAUUUAUAAAAAUACGAGUUGAUCCUUAAAUGUACUCUACAAACUUAAAAUUAGUCAAUAAUAAAUUAAAAAAUAAAAGAUUUUUCAGAAGGUUUUCAAUUUUCAGCCUAUUGA